Messenger RNA from Sebastes umbrosus (honeycomb rockfish), 3227 nucleotides. It is a transcript of the gene adam17b, whose product is annotated as ADAM metallopeptidase domain 17b. Gene Ontology annotation, molecular function: metalloendopeptidase activity. Gene Ontology annotation, biological process: membrane protein ectodomain proteolysis; Notch signaling pathway. The transcript is spliced from 19 exons. NCBI's taxonomy places the organism in Eukaryota, Metazoa, Chordata, Actinopteri, Perciformes, Sebastidae. Bases 187 to 2742 code for a protein of 851 amino acids. The record is from RefSeq and is a predicted model, not a curated record. Gene Ontology annotation, cellular component: plasma membrane.
GUCAGUCGGUGUCACUCAGCUGUUUUUGUCUUCCUGGUUUUUUCGGACUGAAGACGGUUUUUUUUUCUGCUUGUUUUAAACAACAAGACUUCAACUGGACGAGAUUCACUCAACUAACUCCAGAGAUGUGUUUUUAAUAUAAAGUAGUUUAUAUAAGUGUUUAAAUGUUCAUCAAUCUCAUCAAACAUGAGACAAGAAGUCUUAUUUUUAAUCGUUUUUAUCGUUUUAACGGAAACAUCCGGUUCUCCUCCUGCAGAUACAGAAGAUCAAGAACACACAGCGUCUCUCAGGUCGAUGCUGGACGACUUCGACGUGCUGCCUCUCUCCAGCCUGCAGACUCACUCCGUCCGCCGCCGCGACGUCCAAACUCAAAGUCAUGUGGAGAAACUGGUCAGCUUCGACGCCCUGCAGAGGCAGUUCAGACUCUACCUGAGGACCAACGACCAGCUGUUCACCGACGACUUCAGAGCCGUGAUCGUGGACGAGGACGGACGAGAGCGGAGCUACUCCGUCAACAGACACAACUACUUCACCGGACACGUCAUCGGGGAGGAACACUCUCGUGUUCAGGCUCAUAUAGACGACCAUGAGUUCUCCGCUCACAUCCUGACUGACGAGGCCGAGUACAACAUCGAGCCUCUGUGGAGGUUCACGUCGGCGCCCCCUGAUGGUCGUCUGCUGAUCUACCGCUCAGAGGACAUCAGGAACCUCAGCCGCCUCCACCAGCCUUCAGUCUGCGGCUACGUGACCUCUGACCCCGACCACCUCCUCCCUGACGGCGUCAAAGCGGCCGUGUUGGAGGACCAAGAGGAAAAAGAGCCUGUGUUCAGAGGGAAGCGUCAGGUACACGAUCACAGGAAGAACACCUGUCCCCUGCUGCUGGUGGCCGACUAUCGCUUCUUCAGACACAUGGGCCGCGGAGAGGAGAGCACCACCCUCAACUACCUGAUCGAACUGAUUGAUCGCGUGGACGACAUCUACAGAAACACGUCGUGGGACGAUGAGUUCAUAGGUUACGGCGUUCAGAUCCAGCAGAUCAUCAUAGAGAAGGGUCCGACUGAUGUAGAUCCAGGAAAAAGUCACUUCAACAUGGAAGGAAGUCCAGUGAAGGGUCGAGGCGUCUGGGACGUCAAGAAGCUGCUGGAGCAGUUCAGUGUUGACAUCGCCCAAAACGCUUCCACCGUCUGCCUGGCUCACCUCUUCACCUAUCAGGACUUUGAUGAGGGCACUCUGGGUCUGGCCUACGUCGCCUCGUCCAAACCGGACGUCCCCGGAGGUCUCUGCUCCAAAGGCUGUCCUUCAUCGACCAACGAACAAGGAGCGAUCUACCUCAACACGGGCCUGACCAGCACGAAGAACUACGGGAAGACCAUCCUGACGAAGGAAGCAGAUCUGGUGACGACUCAUGAGCUCGGCCAUAACUUUGGAGCAGAACACGACCCCGACAACAUCCCGUACUGCGCCCCCCGAGAUGACCAGGGAGGGAAGUACGUCAUGUAUCCCAUCGCCGUGAGCGGAGACCACGUCAACAACAAGAUGUUUUCUAACUGCAGUAAACACUCCAUCGUGAAGCGUCUGAGGAUGAAGGCUCCGUCCUGCUUCAAGCAGAGGAACAUUAAUGUGUGCGGUAACUCUCGGGUGGAGCAGGGGGAGGAAUGCGACCCGGGACUGCUGCACAUCAACUCGGACCGCUGCUGCACCGCCGAGUGCCGGCUGACAGCUGGAGCUCAGUGCAGCGACAGGAACAGUGCGUGCUGUAAGAACUGCAGGUUCGAGUCUGAAGGAGAAAUCUGUCAGGAGCCCAUCGACGCCACCUGUAAAGGUCACUCGUACUGCACAGGAAACAGCAGCGAGUGUCCUCCCCCAGAGAACGCCGCCGAUAAAACCAUGUGUCUGGACAGCGGCAAGUGUCUGAACGGAGAGUGUAUUCCUUUCUGUCAGGCCGUCUUAAAGCUGCAGCCCUGCGCCUGCAACGAAACCAGCUCGUCGUGUAAAGUCUGCUGUCGCAACAGCAGCGGCGUCUGCGCUCCCUACCAGGACGUAACAGGCAACUUCCUGUUCCUGCGUAAAGGCAAACACUGCACCGUGGGCUUCUGCGACGGAGUGGGGAAGUGCAACAAGCAGGUUCAGGACGUGGUGGAGCGUCUGUGGGACUUCGUCGAUAAACUGGACAUCAACACGUUUAAGAAGUUUCUGGCCGAUAACAUCGUGGGUUCGGUGGUGGCGUUCUCUCUGCUGUUCUGGAUUCCUUUCAGCAUCCUGGUCCACUGCGUGGACAAGAAGCUGGAUCAACAGUACGAACAGACCACCAAGUCUAUGUUCUUCCCCAGUAAUGCCGAGCUCCUGAGCAGCCUGGAGUCUGCAUCAGUCCGGAUCUUCAAACCUCCGACCUUCCCCACCAGCACCUCCUCCGCCGGGCUGCGUUUCCAGCCGUCAGCCGCCGGACCCCAACAGACCAGCACCCCUCCGGUCUCCGUCUCCGCCCCUGACCCUGACCCCGUCCCCAGCCCCGCCCACCCCCCUCUGGACGGCCCCCGCAUGGCCACCAUCCAGGAGGACUCCAGCCUCGACUCGCACCUGGACCAGGAGGCUCUGGAGGAGGCGUUCGGGCGGCCGGCGGGGUCGACGCAGCGCUCCUUCGAGGACCUGACGGAGAAAAGUGUGACGAGUCGCAGCGGGAAGGGGACGAUGUUCAGACUGCAGAGACAACAUCAGAUCGACACCAAGGAGACGCAGUGCUGAGAGGAGACACCUGCUAAGAGGACACACCUGCUGAGAGGAGAGGACACACCUGUAGAGAGGAGACACCUGUAGAGAGGAGAGGACACAUCUGUAGAGAGGAGAGGAGACACCUGUAGAGAGGAGAGGACACAUCUGCUGAGAGGAGAGGAGACACCUGCUGAGAGGAGAGGACACACCUGUAUAGAGGAGACACCUACUGAGAGGAGAGGAGACACCUGUAGAGAGGAGAAGACACACCUUUAGAGAGGACACAGCUGCUGAGAGGAGACACCUGUAGAGAGGAGAGGAUUUUUAUUUUAAACAUAUGUAUCGGUAUCAGCCAUCGGCCAAAUUUUGGUAUAUAGCAUCGGUAUCGGCUAGCCUUCAAAUUUUUAUAUUAAACAUCGGUAUCGGCUUUCGGCCAACUUUUUAUUUUAAACAUCGGUAUCAGCUAUCGGCCAACUUUUUAUUUUAAACAUCGGUAUCAGCUAUCGUCUAAAUUUUUA